Botrytis porri is the source of this 1368-nucleotide messenger RNA. RefSeq lists its product as uncharacterized. Gene Ontology annotation, cellular component: RNA N6-methyladenosine methyltransferase complex; nucleus. The record is from RefSeq and is a predicted model, not a curated record. Gene Ontology annotation, molecular function: methyltransferase activity; nucleic acid binding. The transcript has 3 exons. NCBI's taxonomy places the organism in Eukaryota, Fungi, Ascomycota, Leotiomycetes, Helotiales, Sclerotiniaceae. The coding region runs from base 1 to 1368 and encodes 455 amino acids.
AUGGCCAAGUCGACAGUUCCAAGUAAUCAAACAUCCGAACUCCUAUCCCACAUCCUUUAUCAAAAUUCCAGCAAAACCGUCACCUUAAUCGACAUCCCACGUUCAAUCGAAGAUGCUCAAUCACUAUCCUCCGAACAACACACUACGCGUCCAAAGACCGCGAAGAGGUUGAUAUCUUGUAAACCAAUACAUAAGCCCUAUGCAUCACUUGAACCCAAAUCUGCAAAGGCUCUUAGAAAUGCUCCAGAGAAAAGGAUUGAAGAAUUGAUGUUGGAGCGUUAUGUUCAACUUGCGCUUGAUGAGAUGACGGGGGAUGAAAGAUGGGAGGGCAAAGUUUGUUUAGAGAGGAUUUGGGGAGAGAAUGAGGAAUCGAAGAGGAAGAGAAAGAGGAAAUCGGCUCCAGAAGAAGCAGGGAAGUCUCUGCAGAACGUCAUCAAAGUUGAAAACGUCUCCAAGCUUCCAAAACGCGUUGAUAUCGAUGGAGUUUCGGGGACAAUGCCACCUAAAUCUACAAUGAUAUAUGGCAAUAUACCUGAAAGUAAUCUUUCUUCCAAUGUGGAAAUAUCUGAAGACCUUCCGAAGUUUCAUGUGAUAAUUGCCGAUCCACCUUGGCCUAAUCGAUCUGCUUUACGGAAAGAUUCUUAUGCUACUGCUUCGAGAUUUGGAGGGAUAGAGAGUCUAUUGAGAUCCCUACCAUGUCAUAAGAUAGAAAACAAUGGCUACUUUGGAAUAUGGAUAACUAAUAAACCCGCUUUCCGCUCCAUGCUCUUGGACGAAGGAGGGAUGUUCGACCACUGGGGUCUUGAAUUAGUAGAAGAAUGGAUUUGGCUUAAAGUUACAUCGAGUGGGGAACCGAUGUGUGAGAUUUCAGGGACGUGGAGGAAGCCAUGGGAGAUUUUACUUGUGGGACGGAAGAAGGGCGAGAGGGAAAGUGCUGGGGAAGGAGACCCAGGAUUUAAGAAGUCUGCUGGGAAUGAUACAUUGAAUGUUGAGAAGAAAGACGACCUUGAGGGAUUAAAUCAAUACUCACCCUCACCCUCACCAACCUCAUUCCAAGCUGAAAUCUCAAAUCUUCCCACAAAACGAAGAAUUAUAAUUGGAGUCCCAGAUUUACAUUCACGAAAACCUAAUCUGAGGUUCCUUUUUGAACAACUGCUAGGACUGCAAGAAUAUAGAGGCUUAGAAAUCUUCGCGAGGAAUCUUACGGCCGGGUGGUGGGGGUGGGGAAACGAAGUUUUGAACUUUCAGGAUGAUGGGGCUUGGGUUGUCGAGGAAGGCUGUGAUGAUAUUGUUGAUGAAAUAGAGGAUGAGGCAUUGGAAGUGAAGGAUGCGCAGGAUAGGAAAGAUGAGAAGAACCAUGGAGGGUGA